CGUCACUUUAUCAAACAUCCGUGAGAAACAAGGCGGCUUUUAUUUAGUUCCACCCGGAAGUGCACGUUACUUAAAUGUCUAUUCCCGGUGGUUUGCAGUGAAGCUGAUGCAGUGCUGAGAGAGCGCCAACUGCUGGAGAAAAAUGAAUCAGACCUUGAGAUCAGACGGUGGUGACCCGGCCGUGCUGAGAGAGCAGCUCUGUGACCUGUGGAGCAGGAAGGAGCUGGAGGUGCUGAGACGACAGGCUGUGUCUGGGUUCUCCCAGUUCCGCUCGCCCCUGGCUGGGCUCCUGACACUGCUGGACGGCUGCCCUGGUGUCCAGAAGAGCAGGUCCACCUCUCUGGGUCAGUUCCUCCUCACGGAGUUUGUGCGAUGGAGACGUGGACGGGUGCAGGUCAGCCUGAAGGAGCUGGAGGACGAGGAGGAGAAGAGGAACCUGCAGCUCCGGGCUCUAGAGCUCAUCACGACCUCGCAGCCAGGAUACAUGGACCUCCUGCUGGAGAUCUACGAGCUGAAGAACCUGGAGAAGAACCUGCUGCUGGAGCAUGUGACCCUCCUGCAGAACAGUCACUGUUUCCGAGAGGCGGCGUUGCUCUGCAUGAAGUUAGGAUUUCAGGAAGAACUCGACAUGGAACAAGUGUGUGUUCCUCUGAUCCUGAUGGACAAGCUGCCGCUGGCCGAGGCGUACGUUCAGGGUCACGCUGACCUGCAGGAGUGUCUGGUCCGUCUGCUGGACUCGUGGUGCAGCCCAGACUUUAACCUGGAGAACUUGCGCAGGCAGUUUCCUUGUUUGUCUCUUUCCAAACACCAGACAGAUCAAAUCCAGCCCAAGCUGCUCAUUAGACACAUCUUCCGGCUCAUGGAAAAAUUCAGCAUUGAUCCUGGUGUGUGUGUGAACGCUGUCUACAAGAGGAAACUCGACUCCCUGAGGUUUCUCAUGUACAAGAGGUUUGGAGAGAAAAACAUGUCGGAGGAGAACUGGAGGGACCAUGUGCAGGUCACAGUGGAGGGCAGUGUGGACCUCCAGGUUGUGUUAGUGGAGCUCUUGGUGAAAUACUGUGGAUUGAAGGCUGCAGCUCAAUGGGCCAAACACUACAGUGUACCGAGAGACAGACUUCCCUUCGGGGUGAGGGACACCAUGGAGACCCUGUCCUCCAGUCAGCUAGAAAUAAAUGAAGUGUUUUCUCCUCUGGAUCGGUGGAUCACCCCUCCGUCUCACCAGCUCCAGUUCUACCAGCUUCCUGUGAACCAGCAGCACGUCCACAUGGUGGAGAAUGCGGAGCAGCUGCAGCUCUGCAGAGACUCGGUUCUCCAGACGGGGGGUGUGGUGGGCGUGGACAUGGAGUGGAGAGCUGGAUUCGGUACAGUGAGCACGCAGCGCAUCUCCCUGAUUCAGCUGGCGGUGAAGGAGCAAGUGUUCCUGCUGGAUCUGUGUGCUCCGGGUCUCAGCCAUCACAGCCUGACCAUUAACUUCAUCCGAACGCUGCUCACUGACACCAGCGUCCUCAAACUGGGUUAUGGGAUGUCUGGAGAUUUGAGGAGUCUGGUGGCCACAUGGCCUGAGUUAAAGGAGGAACCUCUGGAGUUUAAGGGAGUGUUGGAUCUGCUCCAUGUCCAUCAGCAGCUGCAGCGGUGCUGGCGAGGGCGUGCUGGGCCUCGGCCAAUGGAGGUGAACGAGGGCCCAGCGGAGAAAGGGUUGAGUCUGCUGGUGCAGCAGGUGCUGGGAAAACCACUGGAUAAAACCGAACAGUUGUCCAACUGGGAACGCCGUCCACUUCGCACCGGACAGGUCCGCUACGCAGCGAUAGACGCGUACUGUCUAGUGGAUGUGUAUCUGACGCUCUCUGCGGAUCCGAAGGCAUUCGGUCUUCCGGAUGAUCUGCACUCGAUCAAGCCGAGUUCAUCAACCAAAAGUGACUCCAACAAAAAAACUAAAGAGAAGAGGAAGCAGACAGGCCGGAAGGCUCGUCAGAGUGCCAGUGGGUGCGUGGGCGAUCAGGAUGAGUGUGUACGGGGGGAAGGCGAGCAAUACGGAGCCUCCAUAACGCCUCAGGAGCUGCGAGUGGUGUGUGACAAUAUGCUACAGGGCCUGGGGAGGUACCUGCGCUGCGUUGGCGUUGACGUACUGAUGCUGGAAAACACAGACGACCACAGAGUAGCAGCACAGAUCGCUCGAAAUGAAGGUCGUAUCAUCCUCACCUCCGGCCAGCCAUUUCAAACUCUCCGGUCACAGGUUGCAGAGGGCCGCUGUCUGACUCUGGACUGUUCGGAGAAGGCUCGAGACCAGGCUCUCCAUGUCCUCAAACAUUUCAACGUCCACCUCACACCAUCAGACAUAUUCAGUCGAUGCCAGGCAUGCAAUAAUGAUGAGUACCUGAAGCUGCCGAGAGAAGACAUGACUCAGAUGAUGAACAAACGAGGCCUGAUUCAGCACCUGGUGCUCAAACGGGAUGACUGCGAGGCUCCAUGUGACGCUCAGGUGGACUAUAACAGGUGGAGGCCCCUGGAGGGGCCCGCGUUCACCCCUCACUGCCGCUGGGCCCCUCGCUCGGCCCUCGACACUCAAUCCUGUCGUUUCAGGGGUGGAGCCAAGGUGCAGCUGGAGACGGUUCCGCCCGGACUGCUCCCUCGCAUCCCCGAGUACUUCAUCUGCACGCGCUGUGGGAAAGUGUUCUGGGAAGGAACCCACUUCGACCGGGCGCUCUCUCAGUUCCAGGACGUUCUGAACUUUUCAGAUGACGACAUGAUGCCCAGGAAGCACUGAGUGUUCCGAGGUUUGAGGGCUGGGGGGGAAAAAAAAAAGUCACAGUCUGAUCUUGGAACACUGUAAAGUGUCAAAUCAUGAAAUGAAAUCACAUCAAAUAUCAGGAGGUUGAGAGUUCAAGUCCCAGGAUGGCCAAAGAAUCAGUAUUGGACCUUUUAAAUAGUAUAGAGCAAAAAAUAUACAGAGGUGCCAGUAUUUAUGGUUGAGCCCUUAUUGUUUUCUUGACAUGUUUCUACGGCGAUAGAGGAGAGACGUGAGCCGUUUUUCUUUUUCAGUGAAAUGAGUGUUUAAGGCAAAUUAAAUCCAUCCAGUGGAGGAGCUUCACUGAUUCGCCGAAGGUUGAAAGGACGUCAGGUUUCGGAAGUGAAACACAUGCGUGGAUUUGCGCUGACCCUCACUAAGUGAACUUUGACUUCUCAGGUUCAUGUUAUGAACCGGUAGAAAUGAAACAAAAAAAAAAAGUGGGUGUAGCUGCUAAAUAUUAAUUAGCCGUGAAGUUCAGUGACAUGCUGUAUGUGUUUUAUGGUAAUAUCCCUUUUAAUUUAAUUUUUUCUCCAUUUCUUUUUAGAAUUUCUUAUUAGCACUGUUGACAGCUCUGUGUUUACAAGUUUGUUGGGAAAUUACAGAACUGCGUGGUACGACUGACGAUGUGAGAGUUCCAGCGCUCAUUGCUGUUGUUGUUAGACUUCUAUCCUGUACACGAGGUGCAACUUGUGUUCACUUUGUUUUUAUAGGCUGCGUUUUUGUUUUUAAACCACACCAGCUCACGUGUUGCAGUCUUCGGGUGUGGCUCAGUCAUUCCGCAUGCACCAGAUCAGUACUGAUGCCUCGCUGUUUUACUAAAUUGUUUUAUGAGGUUUGUUUUAUUUCUUUGUUUGUUUGUUUGAUACUCCCUGUUGGAAAAAAAAUCAAUCAAAUACGAUUAAAACCCGACUUUAUCUGUAA
Messenger RNA from Neoarius graeffei (lesser salmon catfish), 3709 nucleotides. RefSeq names its product exonuclease 3'-5' domain containing 3 (gene exd3). Gene Ontology annotation, biological process: nucleobase-containing compound metabolic process. NCBI's taxonomy places the organism in Eukaryota, Metazoa, Chordata, Actinopteri, Siluriformes, Ariidae. Gene Ontology annotation, molecular function: nucleic acid binding; 3'-5' exonuclease activity. The coding region runs from base 143 to 2764 and encodes 873 amino acids. The record is from RefSeq and is a predicted model, not a curated record. The transcript has 20 exons.